AUGCACCGCAAGUACUUCCCGUGCGAAAUCGACCACCUCGUCCAGCUGUGGAUUUGCCUUGUAAAGAUCAGCGCCACGCUAGGCACAGUACUAUCGUCGUGUUACACGGCAAAGUCGCCGGGCCCAACGCAGCAACAGAUGGACGCGAUGGAGCACGAAAUCGCAGCGCACCUUUCUGAAAUCCCAAGCGAGGGCCAUGGGAGCGAGCUCAAGAUGAUAUACUUGCACCAGAUCCGGCUGUGUCACGAGUGUGCCAUGCCUGCCUUUUGCGCAGACCUCUCACAUCAAGUUGCGCCUAACCUCGACUGCUACAGAGCAGCAAUAAUCGUCCUGUACCUUUCUCAGAGCCAAGGCCUGCACCGCGGGGGAUCAAGAGAAAUCGAGCACCAAGCGGAGCACCGGGCCAUUCAUGAAGACGAGGCGGGACUUGCGGGCAUCGGGGAGAAUCCUGCCGUGCCGCCGGAGUUGCUGCAUUCGGACAUGUUGCCAAUGAUGUCGCCGGACGGGGAGUUUUCGCUACACGAACAGUUGCUUUGGUUGUAG
This is a messenger RNA of Metarhizium album ARSEF 1941, 543 nucleotides long. RefSeq lists its product as uncharacterized. The transcript has a single exon. The record is from RefSeq and is a predicted model, not a curated record. Bases 1 to 543 code for a protein of 180 amino acids. Lineage: Eukaryota; Fungi; Ascomycota; Sordariomycetes; Hypocreales; Clavicipitaceae.